Molecule: messenger RNA, 3327 nt
Organism: Marasmius oreades (fairy-ring Marasmius)
Lineage: Eukaryota; Fungi; Basidiomycota; Agaricomycetes; Agaricales; Marasmiaceae
Exons: 14
Coding region: 71-3058 (995 amino acids)
Source: RefSeq, a predicted model, not a curated record
GGCGAUGGGCACAGCCGUGACAAGCCGCUUUUGUUCGCUCUUACUCUCAUUGUCGCACAGUUGAAUCGUUAUGGAGAAUGGGAAAACAUUGAAGAGAGCCAAUCCUUCGACUAUUCAUGAUAAAUUUCUUGUCGGGUACCAGGGAUGGUUUACAUGCGCUGGUGACGGUAAACCUAUCGAUCCAGGUCAUCAUGGCUGGUUACAUUGGUUCAAUUAUCCUAUACCCGAUGGUGGAAAGCCUACUAUCGAUCCCUGGCCCGAUGUAUCAGAGUAUCAUUCCUCAGAACUCUAUCCAGCUCCGGGAUUGAAACACAAAACAGGGGAACAAGCCUUUCUGUUCUCUUCUCGGAACCCAAAAACCGUCCAACGGCAUUUUCAUUGGAUGGCACAACACGGAAUUGACGGUGUUUUUCUCCAGCGUUUCGCGGGACAGUGUGACAUAGAGAAUGGGAAUACGGGAAUACGUCGUCUCCGAGAUGAAGUUGGUGAUUGUGUCAAAGAUGCGGCUGAGAAAGAGGGUAGAGUGUUCACAAUAAUGUAUGACGUUUCGGGUGUUCCUGCAGAUCGAAUUGCGAGAGUAUUAGAAUCGGAUUGGAAUCACCUGUUACACGACAAACGUAUCCUGGAAAGUCCGAAUUAUUUGAGAGAGAAAGGGAAGCCGGUCGUCGCCCUGUGGGGAUUUGGGUUCGAGGGAAGAAACCAUACGCCAGCGCUCGUAAGACAUAUUGUCGAUUCCAUUCGCUCUAUCACACCUGGAGGAGCAUAUGUCAUGGCAGGUACACCAACCUACUGGCGAACCGCCACAGAAGACGCCGAUCGCAACCCCGAGUUCCUCGAUGUUUGGCUCAACGAUUUUGAUGCCAUUUCUCCAUGGAUGGUUGGACGGUUGCGGAAUAACCAGGACGUUGAGAACUUUGCGGAAUUCAAGAUGAAGGCAGAUAUUGACUUGUUAAAGAAGAGGCACGAAGAAGGGAAAAGGAAGGUUGAUUACCUUCCCGUUGUUUAUCCGGGAUUCUCUGGAUUCAAUCUGAAAGAUGGACGUUGGGGUUUUAACGAUAUCAAGAGAGAAGGUGGGAGGUUCUUGUGGAAACAGAUAUUCAGUGCCAAACGUUUGGGAGUGCGGUCUAUGUACGGGGCGAUGUGGGAUGAAUAUGAUGAAGGGACGGCUCUCAUACCUGUGGUUGAGAAGGCACGACUUUUACCAGAUGGAGGUAAAUUUCCCUUCCUGGCUCUCGACGCAGAUGGAUACGACAUACCUGCUGAUUGGUAUAUGAGAAUCUGUGGUUUCGCGGCAGAAGGCCUUCGGAGCGAGCGAAUGAUUCAUGAAUCAUUUCCUUCCAAGGAACUGCAAGACUAUUGGUCGUCACGUCCUAGAUAUGAAGACAUGAACAAAAUAGAUGGUGACCCGGAGGACAAAGUUGCAGGUAGUAGCAGACAGGCGUACGAAGAGUGGCUGGGUACUCAGAAAGAGAGUAAAGAUGAGCCCCCACCUCCCCCGUAUUCUCUCGAAGCAGAGGAAGUGCAAAUCGGCGCUCCAUCGGAAAGUACGGAUACUAGUUCGACGGUACCUUCGACGUCCUCUCCUCAACCGGCACCAUUUAGCUCUAAUCCUAUACCCGCUGCUAUCAGUUCGAUAUCGAAUCUUCAGCAAUCUCCCGGUCCUGCACUCAAUUCCCAUCCUAGUACCCCGCAGCCACAAGUACAGGCAACUACAGACCAGCCCGCCAACAUGACUACCCUGGCAGAUGAUUUUGCCAGACAUAGAAUAUCGUCACCGUCAUCUCCGGCUCCGCUCCAAUCACCUAUAAUAGCGGCGGCCAGUUCAGUGCCUUCGUUCAAUCCCCCGCAUGCAUCCGCACUGGCGGCGACGAUGAGCAUUUCGGCGAACGUCAGACCACCUUUAUCCCCUCCUCCGCAACACCCUUCCUCCCGCCCACGUCCAAAUCUAGCAACCCGCCCCCCCUCGACACGACCUCGACCACCCUCCCAAACAUCUCGUCCCUCAUCAAGACCGAAUCCACCUGAGGUAAAUCGACCCUCAUCACAGACUUCCAGUCGACCUGAAGUGUCAGGUUUCGUUGAUUUUCCUCAAGGGCCACAAUUUCCCUCUCCUGAAGCGCAACCACUAACACAACCCCAUUGGCCUCCCCCUGAAUGGGGCGUUAACCAGCCUCAGUCACAACAUACCCACCACCGUCCCCCCCCACCCGCACAGCAACCUUUUUACCAAGGUGACGAUUAUCGACCCCAUCUCACACAUACGCCGACCCCACCACUAAGUUCGUCACAUUUUGGACCUACAGAGCCGACAUCGUUUCAACAAGAGAAUCUUUCCCAGUCCCCAAUCUUCUUUCCCCAGGCGGCUAUCAACUCCGUUGGUCCAUCUCCAGUCAUGAAUUCAUAUUCCUCUUCUCCCUCCUCCACGUUCCCAUCCAGUGUUCCUGUACCUCCCCGAAAUCAAAACCAUUAUCCGUUCCCAUCCGAACCUCAUGCCCCCUAUGCAUUGCAACACACCUUUGGUUCAUCUUCUCAAAGUCCUUGUAGCACGAAUGCUUCUUAUCCUCCUUAUACUCAUCAAACGCCUCAGGGGCCUCCAUCCAACUCAAGUUUCCUUCAGGCACCCGUCAAUGAGCCUGGGUCAUCAUAUCACCAUGGCCCUUCAUACCCUAUAGGACCGCCGAACAAUGACAAUAACCACUAUGGCGGAUAUAGGCCAUCAUAUACACAACCUUCCCCGACACCGACACCUGGUAUUGGGCCAAUGCCUGGGUCGUGGGUACCACCCUCUGAAGGGUAUCAUCGUCACCAACCAUCUCAGGUUCUUCCGCGGCCUACUUCCGCGGCCCCCGGACCAUAUCAGGCUGGGAAUGGGUUCAACAACCACAACAGCAACGCUAACUAUCCGUCGCCAAGUUCUUCUUCUUCAGCCCCUUUCGCCGGUUCGUCUGCAUUUGGAUAUGCCCUGAGCGCAGUCAAUAAAGUUGCCGGCCGUAACACGAGGGAUCAGCUUGAAAGUUUGGCGCAAACUGGCGGAAAGCUCCUGAGCAAGUUCAAAUGAAUGAACGAAGCUACCGGUGGAUAGGCGGGAAACGUGUUAAAAGAUAAACUUCUGUACUCGGGAAUGACGGGUUCGAGUCAUUUGUUUGUCUGAGCGAAGCUUCGCGUGUUUUUCUUCUCUCGAGAUCUUUCCAUAGUAUCAAGAUACUGGUCAUCCCUGGUUCUUGGCAUUACUGUAGUCUAUUUCUAUUUAUCUACUGGAGUUUCUACUCAAUACCUACUAUCUAUGUAAAAAAGGCCAAAGUGAAAGAAGAGAACAGUUUGUUCGAG